UUUAGCCCCUGCAGCCAAAAUAAAUUACUACCUCCAUCCCAAAAUAUAGCAAUUUUUAGCUAUAAAUCGGAGGGAGUACUCAAAAGAAUGAAUCAUACUCCACUCAUAAGAUCUGUGAGGAUGACUGGUUGACAGUUGUAUAGCCCCUUAAAUCCUUAUUAUGGCGAACUUUAUUAUUGUAAUGAACAGUUACUAGUACUAAUCUCCUCUUCCCUCUUCCCUCUUCCCCUGCAAGUCUCCAACCCUUUGCCUCCCCAAAACCUCUCGCGAGAGCAACACCAAACGAAGGGGAAAGGAAGGAAGGAGAUCUCCUAUCUCUCCUGGGUGGUGGGUCCCCGUAGGCAGCCACCAAUGGAGGGCUCGCCAGCGACGCGCCUCCCGGAGGCCGACUCGCUCCCCGACGGCUUCGUGGAGAGCUCCGCCGCCGACCAGGCGCCCCCUCCUCCCGCCGACGCCGGCGAUCCCGCGAGCCGCUCCCUCGGCCUCGAUCAAGCCGACGCAACCGUGGGCGGCGGCGGCGGCGACGAAACCCUAGGGGCUCCUCCCUCGACCCUCGCCUCCGUCGCUCAGGACACCCUGGACGCCUAUUCGGCCGCCGACGCGCUGCAGAGCCUCACCGUGGGCGGCUCCGCUGCGGAGCCGGAGCGUGCUCUCGGCGAACCCGCCGUCGACGCAGGAGCUGUUCCUGUUGUUGCAGAUGCUAAAGAGUCCUCGAAGGAGAGCAGUGUGGUGGAGCAGGUGGAAUCUAUGGCCGAUCAGAAGGGGAGUGGUGAGCAGAAGCGCAAGGUCGUGAAAAAGAGCAAGGUAGAGAAGGACAGAGAGCUGUUUGAACUUGCGCAGGCGUACCACAAGGUGGUAGCAGAGAGGGAUGCAGCUAUUGCAGUUAAAGAGAAACUAGAGUCUCUUUGUAGGGAGUUUCAGCGUCAAAAUAAAAUGCUAAAGGAAGAGUGCCGAAGGGUGUCAACAGAGGGGCAGAAUAUGCGGAUGGAGUUAUCCGACAAAUUCAAUAAUGCUAUAAAGGAUGUGAGCGUCAAGCUUGACGAGCAGAAAAAUGAAUGCAUUGCUCAGUUAGAAGAGAACAACUUGCUGAGAAGUAAACUCAAAGACCUUGCAGAUCAAUAUAAUAUCACACAGCAGAAAUAUGCUCAUCAGUUGAAAGAAAAGAUGCUGGAACUUGAGCUCGCCGAUCUGAAAAUGCAACAACAUCAAGAGAAAACAGCUCAGGAACAAACCCAGAUGCAGCUAUAUGCUGAUCAAGUUUCUCAACUUAUGUCUACCGAGAAGAAUUUAAGGUUGCAGCUAGCUGCUGAUGGAGAAAGAUUUCAGCAGUUUCAGGAUGCCCUCACAAAAAGCAAUGAAGUCUUUGAGACAUACAAGAAGGAGAUGGAAAAGAUGGUGAAGCUUAUAAAGGAUCUAAAGAAGGAUAAUGAAUUCAUGAAGAGUAAAUGUGAGAAUUCAGAUGUUGCUCUAGUGAAGUUGAUUGAGGAGCGUGAGUUAAUGAAGAAGCAAGUUGAUAAGUUCAAGAAUCAAAAAGAGAAGCUGGAAUCUCUAUGUCGAUCAUUACAGGCAGAAAGGAAACAAAGCCCGUCCGGUGGUACUCCUGAUGCCACUUCUAACGAAACAAAUCUGGCAACUAUAGAAUCAUAGUCCUACCGUGCUUCACGGUGUUCUUUGUGGAUUGCCAGGAUUUGAAGACAGGGAAAUGGAUAUGUAUGAUGUUUAUCAUUUUAUAUUUUCCUUGCGAUUUUGUAAGUCCUGAAUGAGAGUAUCACACAUCCGGCUACGCGGCUUACAUGCCUCGCCAUUUGAGCCAUCUGAGAGAUUUUCUAAGGCCUCGCAUGGAAUGGGAAGCAAUUCAAUUUUAGCAUAUUGGGGGGAAAUUGUGUUUUGAA
Messenger RNA from Oryza sativa Japonica Group (Japanese rice), 1892 nucleotides. RefSeq names its product beta-taxilin. Gene Ontology annotation, molecular function: syntaxin binding. The record is from RefSeq and is a predicted model, not a curated record. Lineage: Eukaryota; Viridiplantae; Streptophyta; Magnoliopsida; Poales; Poaceae.